Molecule: messenger RNA, 1125 nt
Organism: Vigna unguiculata (cowpea)
Lineage: Eukaryota; Viridiplantae; Streptophyta; Magnoliopsida; Fabales; Fabaceae
Product: putative F-box/FBD/LRR-repeat protein At1g78760
Molecular function (GO): protein binding
Source: RefSeq, a predicted model, not a curated record
AUGGCUCCAAAACGGAAACAAUCUGAGGGAGAGUUGGUGAUGAAAAGAAAGAGACAGAAGAGAAGAUGUAGAAAAGAUGAGAAAGACAGAAUCAGUGAGUUACCUGAUUGUGUUUUGCUGCACAUAAUGAGUUUUCUGAGCACAAAAAGUGCUAUUCAAACCUGUGUUCUGUCUAAAAGAUGGAAGAAUCUCUGCAAAUGUCUCACUAGUCUCACAUUCUGUGCUAGAUACACCGGGGACAUUUGUUUCAGAAAAUUUGUGUCUUGGGUUUUGUCUAGCAGAGAUCAUUCUCAUUCCCUGCUAAAUCUUGUAGUCAUAAGUCCAAACGAGUCUGAAGUUCUAGACUUGAUCAUGAAAUAUGCUAUUGUUCAUGAUGUUCAGCAUUUGACAAUGCGUAUAGAUUUAACUUGCAAACCUGCAUUUCGUUCCCUCCCUUUCAUCUUUUGUUGCAAGUCUUUGACAUCCCUCAAGAUUUGCAAUGUUUAUGAUCCAAAUGUGGUGGUGAUUCCAAACUCUGUGAACUUGCCCUUUCUCAAAAGCCUGCAUCUUGAACGUGUUAAAUUUACUGCAACAACUGCUGAUGCUGAGUGUGUUGAGCCUUUUUCACACUGUCGUGUGUUAGAAAGCUUGUACCUUCGAAACUGCUCCAUGCAAAAUGAUUCACAAGCUCUCUGCAUAUCUAAUUCCACCCUUUUCAGCAUCAAGAUAUACAGUUACAAUAUAUUUGCUGAAAGAAAAGCUUACAACAUUGCACUUUGUACUCCUAAUCUUCGUUCUUUCACUAUCAAGGGUGUUAAUAGCCACCAACUCUCUUCUGUGUGCAAUCUACCUCUUCUUGGAGCUGUGAGUAUUGGCUUGUUUAUGGUGAAAAGUUCAAUCAUCAUAAAACUUAUGCAAGCACUGGCCAAUGCAAGGAUAUUGACUCUGGGAUCAUUUACCCUUCAAGCAAUACUUGAUGAUCUUUCUGAUGGUUCAACAAGAUUUCAACCACCAUGCUUUGUUAGAUUGGAAUCAUUGAGAGUGAAAAGCAAAUUGAUAGACCUGUUUGAUGGACAAAUAAGCAAAGUUGUGAAGUACUUGCUUCAAAACUCUCCAAGGACUAGAGUUGAAGUCACAAGGAAUUAG